AUGGCGGUACAAACAGAAAGAGGAAUACCUGUUAGCGCAGUUAGUCCUCGUUACCUACACACAAACUCCACCAGUCACACGUGGCCCUUCAGUGCUAUAGCAGAAUUGAUUGACAAUGCUUAUGACCCAGAUGUCAAAGCCAAGCAGUUCUGGAUUGAUAAAACAGUGGUCAAGGGCCAGGACUGCCUUACCUUCAUGGAUAAUGGUGCAGGCAUGGACUAUGAUAAGAUGCACAAAAUGCUCAGUUUUGGCUUUAGCGAUAAGCAGACGAUAAAUGGCCACAUCCCAGUGGGCCUUUAUGGUAAUGGUUUUAAGUCGGGCUCCAUGCGCUUGGGGAAGGAUGCCAUCGUGUUCUCCAAAAAAGCAGACGUCAUGGGUGUGGGACUUCUAUCCCAGACCUACCUCGAGAAAAUAGGAGCGGAGAAUGUCAUAGUACCGGUCGUCACACUGAAACAUAACGAACAGACUAUCAGUGCUGUGCCAGAGCAUGAGGCGAGUCUUCAGGACAUCCUGACCUACUCAGUGUUCAACACCAGAGAGGAACUACUGUCUGAGCUUGAUGCCAUCAAAGGUCCAUGUGGCACAAACUCCACUGGUACCAGAAUCAUAAUCUGGAACCUCCGCAAGACAGCCUCUGGAAAAUUAGAGUUUGACUUUAAGCAGGACCGCUAUGACAUCUGGAUUCCUGUUGAUGUUAAUGAGAACACAAAUGUCUCGGUACCCGAGAGUGAAUAUUCACUGCGGGCGUAUAGCAGUAUUCUGUACUUGAAGCCCAGAAUGCAGAUUAACAUUCGAGGACAGAAAGUAAAAACUCAGCUCAUCUCCAAAAGUCUUGCACACAGUAUAAAGGACACUUACAAACCCCAAUUUCUUGAUAAAGGAAUUCCAAUCAUCUUUGGCUACAACACAAAAAGCAAGGACCACUACGGUCUUAUGAUAUACCACAAAAACCGCCUUAUUAAGGCUUAUGAACGUGUCGCCUGUCAACGUAAGGCCAACAGCACGGGCGUGGGAGUUAUUGGGGUGAUAGAGUGUAACUAUCUCAGUCCAACUCACAACAAGCAGAAAUUUGACAACACAGAUGAGUACAGGAAAACCAUACAGACUGUAAGUAUUAAGCUUGAGGAUUAUUGGAAGGAAAUCCGUCAUAGACUUCAGAAAAAACGAAACUGUAAUACACCUAUUGAGGAUACUCAGAAGCGGCCAGACCAGAACUGGGUGCAGUGUGAUGAAUGUCUGAAGUGGAGAAAACUUCCGGAUGGCAUUGAUAAUGAACUUCUUCCAGUUAAAUGGUUCUGCCGUAUGAAUCCUGACCCUCAGUUCAGGAGUUGUACAGUUGAAGAGGAACCCGAAGACUCUGAUGAUGAAGAACCCAGAUACCAGAAAACCUUCAGACAGCAUGAGAGAAAUCAGAAGUUGCAGGCAGAGAUGAACAGACAACAGGUGGAGGACCAGAAGAUUGCAGCAUUGACAAAGCAGAAUGCUGCUUUGAGGAGGCAAAUCCAACUUGGUAGCCCUUCUUCACCUGCGUCACCCAUCCAAGCAACACCCAACUUGUCCCUUAAUUCCAGCCCUUGCAGGGGAUCUGGCUCCAAAACAUCUGAUGACUUUCCAGUUAUCAGUCAUGUCAUCUCCCUCUCCACUCCUGCAAGGAUUAAAAGAACUCUUGACCUGAGCAGCGAAAACGGAGAGAUAAAGAGAGCCAGAGUGAAAAAUGGUUUUGAUGUCAACACACCAAACAGUCCAUCAGCAUUCUCAAACUCAUCCUACAGCUGUUCCUCACCAAACUUGAUUAUUCCUGAUAGCAGUGGGGAUAAAACAGCAGUGAAAGAUGUUGAUGAUGAUAUUGUUAUUGUUGAGAGCUGCAGCACACCUAGGCCCAAGUUAACACAGCCCAGCUUUGACAUAACCAAAGUCAAGUUAGAACAUAAGGAGAGUGAGGAUAAACAGAAAAUACACACUGAUCAAACUGACCACGUGGCCAUGGAGGACAAUAAGACUACUGCUACAACUUCUUUAUCUGUAUCCACUGGACAUGUCUGCAUAUCAACCCAGACUAACCAAGACAACUCUGUGAAAAAAGAAGUGGACAAAACAGAUAGCAUGCAAGACAGAAACAGAGAAGAAGAGAAUCAAUUAGAAAUGGAUUAUAGGCAAGAACAACAGAGCACAGCACAUGAGCUAGGGCCUAUUGAGGAAGAGCCCAUGGAACUGAAUGAGAAUGCUAUAAAAUUAGAUCAGAAGUCAAAUAGUGCAGAGUUCCCUGAUCGAAUAAGUCCAAACAUUUCUGCUAAACCUCUGUUAGACGUGAAACCAGAAGCAAAUCUUGAGAACAUGGCUCUGAAUGUGGUGGACGCCCAGCAGCAACAGGACAAUCUGAUGGAGCUGCUGGAGGCAGCUGCUCAGGAACGUGACGAAAGCCGUGCUGAGCAGCAUCGCCUCAUCCUGCAGGUGGAGGAGCUUCAGAGUCAGCUGCUGGAGCUCAAACAGAACAUAGUGAAAAAGGAACAGAACCAUCAGAGCACACAGACCAGCCCUGAGAUGACUCAAGACUACAAAGUGCAGUACCUGGAGGCCAAAGAGAACAUAAAGAAGCUUCAGCUGGAGCUGGAAGAGCUGAAGACGAAGGGACUUGAUAGAGAAAACAAAAGCAAAGAGAGCAAAGCAGAGGCUUUAGCAGAAGUGGAUGAUGAUGUGGCUUGUCAGAUUGAUCUUUUGUUGAGGGAACUAGACGAGAGAAACAAGAAGCAAGAGGAGCUGAUGAAAAAGGUGGAGAGUCUAGAGGAUGAGAAGCGUAACUUGUUGACCUGCUGUGAGAGCCUGCAGAAAGAUUUCAAAGAAGCAGCAUCAGCAGGAUCAUCAAACCCAGGAAGCGGAAGAGACUUACAGCAGGAUGAGAUGCAGAAACAAGCAGCAAGUGAAAGACAACAGGGAGACAAUAACACACAGACAUGCAUGCUUAAAUUAAGGAAACUCAGACAAAGGGUGGCGCGUCUCCUGGUCACCUUCGUCCCUGCUCUGGACCUUCAGCAGGUGAACUACGAUUGUGACGUCAUCGAUGAGAUUGUCAGUCAGGUUAUAGAUGAGAUCUCCCCUUCAGAAGCAGCAUCUACAUAGUAUCAGUGGUUACCAGCAGAGCUAAACUUCUACAGCAGGAAAUAAAUCACUUUGUUAAUCACUGAGGUUCAACUACAAGAACAAAUUCUUAAUAUACCAGAAUGUACAUUUUAAUGAAGCUUUAUUGAUUGAAAUGGAUCUUUUAAAAAAUCAGGCUACAGUUUGGGUAGCUGGUGCUACUUUGGGACUUCUGACUAAGGAAUGUUUAAAACAGACUUUUUAAAAUAAAAAAAUCAUAAAAAAUA
This is a messenger RNA of Trichomycterus rosablanca, 3362 nucleotides long. RefSeq names its product MORC family CW-type zinc finger protein 3-like. Bases 1 to 3117 code for a protein of 1038 amino acids. Gene Ontology annotation, molecular function: ATP hydrolysis activity; zinc ion binding. Lineage: Eukaryota; Metazoa; Chordata; Actinopteri; Siluriformes; Trichomycteridae. The transcript has 19 exons. Gene Ontology annotation, cellular component: PML body; nucleus. The record is from RefSeq and is a predicted model, not a curated record.